Messenger RNA from Notolabrus celidotus (New Zealand spotty), 13358 nucleotides. RefSeq names its product spectrin, beta, non-erythrocytic 5 (gene sptbn5). Lineage: Eukaryota; Metazoa; Chordata; Actinopteri; Labriformes; Labridae. Gene Ontology annotation, molecular function: actin filament binding. Gene Ontology annotation, cellular component: plasma membrane; cell junction; cell projection. Gene Ontology annotation, biological process: actin cytoskeleton organization. The coding region runs from base 16 to 12165 and encodes 4049 amino acids. The transcript is spliced from 78 exons. The record is from RefSeq and is a predicted model, not a curated record.
CUUCCCACCAAACACAUGGAGCAAAGUUCAGUCAGAGUCCUCUGUGAUCAGGUGGAGCUGACGGAUGUUUACACCGAGCUGAAGACCGGAGUCCAUCUGAUCCGUCUGCUGGAGCUCAUCUCCAGAGAGACGCUGCCCAAGCCCAGCCGCCGAAAACUGAGAGUCCACUGCCUGGAGAACAACAGCAUCGCCAUCAGCUUCCUCAAGACCAAGAUUCGAGUGGAUCUGAUUGGUCCAGAGAACGUGGUAGACGGAGACCGGACGCUGAUCCUGGGUCUGCUGUGGAUCAUCAUCCUCAGGUUCCAGAUCGGACCCAUCAACCUGGAAGAGGCAGGGGGCGGAGCUAGCGUGGCUCACCGCUCGGCGAAGGAGGCUCUGCUGAUCUGGUGUCAGAGGAAAACGGCGGGUUACGAUGACGUCAACGUUCAGGAUUUCUCGUCCAGCUGGAGGAGCGGACUCGCCUUCAACGCUCUCAUCCAUGCACACAGGCCAGACCUGUUCGACUACCGCCGCCUCCACGUGGACGACCCCCGCCGUAACCUGGAGCACGCCUUCUCCAUGGCGGAGCGUGAGUUCAGCAUCAUGCAGCUGCUGGAGGUGGACGACAUGGUGGUCCCUCACCCCGACGAGAAGUCCAUCAUGACCUACGUGUCCCUGUACUACCACUACUUCUCCAAGAUGAAGCAGGGACAGACGUUCCAGAAGAGGCUCGCCAAGAUUGUGGGGAUGCUGAUGGAGCUAGGCGCCAUGAAGGUCCAGUACGAGAGGAUGGUCUCAGACCUGCUCCACUGGAUCAAAACCAAGGUGGUGCAGCUGAACGACCGACGCUUCCCCAACUCUGUGAAGGAGAUGCAGAAGCUGAUGACGGCGUUCAAGACGUACAGGACGGUGGAGAAACCUCCGAAAUAUCAGGAGCGCGGGGCGAUCGAAGCUCACCUGUUCAAUCUGAAGACUCAGCUCGCCGCCAACAACCAGAGAGCGUAUAAUCCUCCAGAGGGUAAGACCCUGAGUGACGUAGAGAGGAGCUGGGUUCUGCUGGAGAGAGCCGAACACGAGCGAGAGCGAGCCCUGCUGGGGGCGCUGCUCCGCCUGGAGAACCUGGAGCAGCUCGCCCAGAAGUUUGAGAGGAAGGCGGCUCUGAGGGAGGGCUACCUGGAGGACACGCUGCGUCUGAUCCGCAGGCAGGACAUCCGAGGACUCUCCACUCUGGAGGACGCUCAGGCAGCCGGCCGGCGUCUGGAGGCUCUGUCCACCGACGCUCUGGCCAGAGAGCCUCGCUUCGCCGCCCUCAGAGACAUGGCGAAGACCAUCGAGAGAGAGAACUACCACAGCAAGGACCAGAUCAUCCAGAGAGAGGAGAGCAUCAGUCAUCGCUGGAAGGACCUCCUGCAGCAGCUCCAGGACCAGAGGUGGCUGCUGGGUAAUGUAGUUGAGAAUCUCAGCGUCCUCAGAGACGUGGAUCUCGUCUCCCAGGACCUGAAGGAGCUGCAGUCCCAGGCCGGCUCCUCUGAACUGGGCAAACAGCUGACGGAGGUGGAGUCUCUCCUCCAGAAGCAGGACCUCCUGGAGGCUCAGAUCUCAGCUCACGGGGAAACCAUCAGCACCAUCAGCAGCAGAGUGGUGAAGGUGAAGGUGAGAGACGGUCCACAGAUUCAGAGCAGAGUGAGAGCUCUCGACUCGCAGUACAAAUCUCUGGUGUCUCUCAGCAGCAGCAGGCGGAGGCAGCUGGAGGCUCAGCUGCGGUUGUUUGAGUUCUUCCAUGACUGCGUGGAGUUGGAGGCAUGGCUUUACGAGCGCUGGUUGAGGCUUCAGACCGCCGGACUCGGACGAGACCUGACCCACAUCCAGCUGGCCCAACACAAACACAAGGUCCUGGAGGCGGAGCUUCAGGCCCAGGAGACUCUGUACCAGGGGGUUCUGGGUCGAGGCCAGGACCUGCUGUCCAAACAGGACCAGCAGAACCAGAGAGCCAUCCAGAAGUGGAUCCGGACCCUGAAGAAGCAGUGGAGCAACCUGAGUGACGAAGCAACCGGACGCCGGAACAGACUGCAGGCCGCCGCCACCAUCAAACAGUACUUUGCAGACGUAGCAGAGGCCGACUCCUGGCUGGGUGACAGGAAGCCUCUGCUGACCAGCGAGGAUCAUGGGAAGGACGAGUCGAGCACGGCGGCUCUGCUGCAGCGUCACCAGCGUCUGGAGAAGGAGCUGGCGGCCUACGGGUCAGAGGUCAAGAGGCUGUCGGAGCAGGCGAGGAGCGCCGCACAGCUGACGGCUCUGACUGUGGAGCUUCAGCAGAAAACGAUGUUUCAACACAGUGACUCGUCUGAAGAGGAGGAGGGGCCAAAAGCUCCUAAACCCAGCCCCAGAAGUGGGAGGGGCUCUGGAAGCCCCGCCCCUCAGAGCGAGCACAGCAAGGCGAAGGUCCGCUUCAAAUACAGCCGAGGUCAGUUUCAGUGGGACCGUAACGAGGUCGUGACCAUCAUCAGGACCGACCCGGACGAGGACCGAGUCAUGGCGAGAGACGGACGAGGAAACCAGCAGCUCAUCCCCAAAACCUACCUGAGCAUCCUCCCGUCCUCUGCUCCUCCCCCCUCAUCCCCCGCCUCCACCAAUGGCGCUCCAGAGAGUCCGAGCAGGCCGGUGAGUCGUCCGAGGAGAAGGCGCUCUAUGCGUCGCAGCACGACUGAGAUCCAAACAUCAUGGCUGCUGGACUCGCACUACCAGAGAGACACGGUGGAGAGCACGCAGGCCGACCUGGACCGGGACUACAACUCCCUCUACAGCCUGGUUAAGUCGAAGACGAGGAGUCUGGAGGAGAUGCUGCGUCUGCAUCGGUUCUACAACAGCUGUCAGGAGUUUGAGUCGUGGAUGGAGGACAAGGAGAACAUCCUGAACACCUUCAGCACCGACACCGAAAACCUGGGCGUGGUCCAGGCCAAAUACGAGAACUUUCUGACUGAGCUUGUGAGUGGGCGGGACCGACUGGAUUACAUCAUCAAAAUGGGGGAGGAGCUCGUGAGGAGUCGACACAGUAAGCAGAGAGAGAUCCAGGCCCGACAGAGGAAGGUUUCCAACAGGUGGGACCGGAUCCAGCAGCUGAAGGACGAGAAGGGACACGAGCUGCUGAGCACGGCCGACGUCCAGACGUUCCUGCAGAGCUGCGAGGAGGCCAAAGUUCAGCUGCAGGGUCAGCUGGACCGCCUGGACACCGUGGAUGUCGGCUGCAGCUCCUUCACGCUGAGGACUCAGGAGGAGAACCAGACUCAAGCCCUAAGAGACAUCCAGGUCCUGGAGGGCAAGAUCGCCUAUCUGAAGAGCAUCGCAAAGAUGAAGCAGGACUGCAGUCCAGCAGAGAGUGCCGCCAUCCAGGAGGAGGUCCAGGCUCUUGAGGCUCUGCUGCAUCAGCUGAAGCGUCAGGCUGCAGACAGACAGCAGCUCCUGGAGGAGGCUCGUCGUCUGCAGAGCUUCCAGCAGCAGGCCAAGGAGCUGCAGCGCUGGGCGGGCUCCGUGCAGGACCGGCUCCUGCAGGAGGAGACGGCCGCAGACGUGGCCUCGGCCGUCGCUCUGCUGGAGCAGCACCAGGAGCUCCGCCUGGAGAUGGAGGAGCAGAGGAGGAGGCUGAAGGAGAUGGAGAAGCUGGGGAAAUCUCUCCAGCAGGGGUCGACGGGGGCCGUUGACGUCCAGCAAACUCUGGACAAACUGGAUGCUGAUUGGUUCAAGCUCGACAAGAUGUGGAGCAGCAGGAAGGAACACUUGGAGCAGGAGGUGGAGCUCCAGAGGCUGAACCAGGAAGGAGACCGGAUCGAGGCGACGCUGUCCGGACACGAAGCCCGACUCAGAGUCAACGAUGUUGGGGACUCAGUGGACAGCGUUCACAGUCUGCUGGGCCGACAGGACCAGCUGGAGAGUCUCCUGAAAGCUCUGGACCAACGAGUCGAUCAAUUCACCGAGAGGAGUCAGGAGCUCGUCAACAAACAACACUACGCUGCUAAACACAUUAAGGAGCGGAGCAGGAGCAUCCAGAAGGCCAACAAGAAGCUGAAGGAGAGCGGCCGGCAGAGGAGGAGUCAGCUGCUGGCCUCAAAGAAAUAUCAGGAGUUCCAGAGAGACUCAGACGAGCUUCUUCUCUGGAUGGAGGAGAAGUUUAAGGUGGCGGAGGAUGAGUCGUACCGAGAUCCCACCAACAUCCUCAGGAAGCUGAAGAGACACGAGGCGGCCGAGCGGGAGAUGCAGGCGAACCAGGUCCGGUUGGACAGACUGCUGCAGCUCGGGGAGCAGAUGCUCGCUGAGGAGCACUACAACACUCAGAGCAUCCGGAGGAAGUCCACUCAGGUCAGCAGCCGCUGGAGGAGACUUCAGGACAAGAUGGCCGACAGGGGAGACAAGCUGAGACAGGCGGGGCAGCAGGAGCAGCUGAUGGAGCUGCUGCAGGACGCCAAGCUGAAGAUCGAGGCCAUCCAGUGGAUGCUGAACAACGCCGCCAAAGGUCACGACCUCCGCUCCAGCCGACAGCUUCUGAAGGAGCAUCGACAGCUGGAGCAGGAGGCCAAGGAGCUGGCGGAGAAGAUCAACUCCAUCGUCAGCCGAGCCAAACACCUCGCCUCCAACCACUUCGACUCUCAGAGGAUCCUCAAGGAGACGGACACUUACCUCACUCUGUUCAAGUCUCUCCAGAAGCCUCUGGACCGGCGUCGAGCUCAGCUGGAGGCGUCCGUGCUGCUGUUUGGGUUCUACCACGACGUGGACCUGGAGCUCAGCUGGAUCUCUGAACACCUUCCUGCACCCGGGUCAACGGGAUACGACAAGUCUUUAGCCGGAGCCAUCAGCCUCAUGCAGAAACACAAGGAGCUGCAGGCAGAAGUCAACGCUCACCAGAAGUACCAGAACCACGUCCUGGAGAAGGGGCGGGGCCUCGCCAAGUCCCACAAAUCAGACGGAGAUGAAGUUCUCCAGAGGUGCAGUCACCUGUCUGCAGAGUGGGAGGAGCUAGAAGAGGCCUGCAGCAAGAGAGCAGCUCACCUGAGCAAGGCCAUCACCAGAGAGCAGCUGCUGCUGGACUGCUCAGAGCUGGAGUCCAGACUGACCGAGACACUCAGCGUGGUGAACACGGACGACUACGGCAAAGACCAGCCGGCCACGCAGAGUCUCAUCACUAAACACCAGGUGCUGGAGGGUCAGCUGGAGGUCCUGGAGGUGGAGGUGGAGGAUUUGGGAGACCAGGUGGAGGAGGCGGUCCAGAACUGGAGGCUGGAGGAGCUCAGCCGGCCGUACAGUCGCCUCAGCAGCCUGAACCAGCAGCUGCAGCAUCAGGCUGCUCUCAGGGGUCAGAGGUUAAAGGAAGUCCUCCACCUGCACGAGUUCAGACGGGAGUCCUCUGAGCUGGAGGACUGGAUGAACCAGCAGAGGCAGACAGCAGAGUCUCAGGACCUGGGCAACGACUACCUGCAUGUUCAGCUGCUUCGAGGAAAGUUUGAAGGUUUCCUGAAGCAGCUGGAGGUCGGAGAGGACCGACUGCAGAGCUGCAGCGACGUGGCCACUCAGCUGAUCCGCAGCAAACACCCUCAGAGCUCUGCGGUCAGAGAGACGCUGCAGCAGCUCAGUGCAUGCUGGGAGGAUUUGAAGGGUGUGGCCAGGGAGCGUCAGGAUCAGCUGCAGAGAGCAGAGGAGUGUCACCGCUUCUAUCAAGACCUGACCGACGCACUGACGCUCAUCCAGGAGCGACAGAAGAGCAUCCCCGAUGAGGUGGCCAAGGAUCUGCGUGGAGUGACGUCACAGCUGAGGAAGCACGAAGCUCUGCUGCACGAGCUGGCUGCGACUGAGCAACAGUUGCAGGAGCAGUUGGACUCUGUUGACCCCAUCCUGGACCUCUGCACACCCCAGCUGAAGCUCCGCCUACAGGAAGUGCAGCAGGAACUGGUGGAGCGUUGGGAGGAGCUCCGCCUCCAGGCUGAGCGGAGGGAGGAGGAGCUGAAACUGGCGAGCCAGAGAUAUCUGUUCCUGAACACGGCGCAGGAUUACCUCCUGUGGUGCAGCCAGCUGAUUGGCGCCAUGGCUGCUGAGGAGAGCAUCAGCGACGUGGCGACCGCCGACCUCCAGCUGGCGCAGCAUCAGCAGCUGUGGGCCGAGAUGGAGGCCAGGCAGGAGACGUACCAGCAGGUCCUGGACAUGGGGGAGGAGCUGCAGACUCAGGACCGGAGACACAGGAAGGAGGUGCUGGAGAAGCUGGAGGCGCUGCAGGCGGAGCGAAACAGACUGGAGGAGCAGUGGAACCAGAAGCAGAGCUGGUUAGAGACGGUUCACCUGGAGCAGGUCUUCUACAGAGACGUGAACAGCAUGGACAAGACCUCCGGAUCACAAGAGAUCCUGCUGCAGAACAGCUCUCUGGGAGACACCGUGGACGAGACGGAGGGUCUGAUCAAACGCCAUGAUGCCUUUGAGAAGCUGCUCAGCUCGCAGGAGGAGAAGCUGUCCUCUCUGAAGGAUCUGUCCGAGCGGCUGAAGAAGCAGCUGAGCCGAGAGAAGAGCGGCCGCGUGAAAACCAAACUCAAGGCCCUCCUGCAGCGACGAGACAGGAUCAAGGAGCUCUCUGUCAAACGCAGGGAGGAGCUGGAGCUCUCCAAGAUGUUGUGCAUCUUCAAUCGAGACGUUUCAGAGGCCGAGGAGUGGGUGUCUGAGCGGAUGCAGAAGAUGGCGGAGGACGGGAAAGCUGACCUCAGUAACCUGCAGGCCAAGAUGAAGCUCCUGCAGAAGCAUCAGGUGUUUGAGGCCGAGAUCCUCGCUCACGGUCAGAUUAUCGCUUCGGUUCUGCAGGCCGGAGAGAAACUCGUCUCCCUUCGCCACCCGAGGUCCAAAGAGGUGAAGAGGAGCGCAGCAUCCCUGGAGCUCCACUGGGAGGAGCUGAAGAAGGCGCUGGCCAUCCGAGGGAAGGCUCUGGAAGAUAACCGAGACUUCCUGGAGUUCCUGCAGAAAGUGGAGAAGGCGGAGGCAUGGAUCAGGCAGAAGGAGGUGAUGGUGAACGUCGGAGAUCUGGGGAAGGAUUACGAACACGGGAUUCAGCUGCUGAAGAAACUGGGCGAGUUCAGAGGGACGGGCGACGGGGACGUGACGGUGGACGACGCUCACAUCACCGCCAUCAACAGGCUGGCAGCUCGUCUGGAGAAGAGACAGAGCGACGAAGAGCUGGUGACGGUGAGGCAGAGGAGGCAGCAGCUCAACGACAGGUGGAGCAAAUUCCAUGGAGAUCUGAACAGCUACAAGAGGAAGCUGGAGGCGGCGCUGGUGAUCCACGGCCUCAUUCGAGAGCUUGAGGAGGUCAGGGACAGAGCCAAUGAGAAGAUGCUGCUGCUGCAGGGUCAGGACUGUGGAUUUGACGUGGACGGCGUGGAGAACCUGAUCAGACGUCAUGAGGAGACAGAGAGAGAGGCCGGGGUCAUCCAGGAGAGGUCAAAGGCGCUGGAGAAAGACGUCUCAGGACACCUGAGGGAUCGAUCAGCGAUGAACGACAAGCUGAAGAACAAACAGAAGGAGGUCCAAAAAGUCCUGAAGACUCUGGACAAGGAGGUGAAGAACAGGAAGGAGAAGCUGCAGGAGGCUCAUCAGCUGCAGCUCUUCAAAGCCAACCAGCGCCUCCUGCUGGAGUGGAGCGUCAAACAGAGCGGUGAGAUGGCGGAGAAAGGACUCCCCAAGACCCGAGCUGAGGCCGACCGGCUCAUCGUGGAGCACCAAGACUGGAAGACCGAGAUAGACGCCCGUGUCGAGCGCACAGACUCAGUCCGGGACUAUGGUCAGGGUCUGAUCCGAUCCGGUCACGACUCAAAGGCAGAGAUUCAGAGAGCCCUGAACCAGCUGGAGGAAGCCAAAUCUGAGCUGGACCGGGCCUGGCUGAACCGAAGCAAGACCCUGGAGCAGGCUCGAACCCUGCAGGUGUUCCUGGGCUCAGUGGAGCAGUGUGAGAGCUGGCUCAGCAACAAGGAGGCCUUCCUGUCCAACCAGGACCUCGGGAGCUCUGUGACGGAGGUGGAGACUCUGCAGAGGAAGCAGGCCCAGUUCGAGGAGGCUCUGGAGGCUCAGGUGGAUCAGCUGGAGCAGGUGGAGAAACUGGCCCAGAAGAUGAUCCAGCAGAAACACUACGACUCGGACAACAUCCGAGCAAAGAGCAGAGCGCUCAGUACCAGGAGGAGCCAGCUGCAGCAGCAGAGCCGGUCUCGCCACAAAGCUCUGGAUCAGUCCCUGCAGCUGCAACAGUUCUUAUCCAGCAGCUAUCAGGUGUGUGUGUGGCUGAAUGAGCGUAAUGCUGUGGCGUUGGAUGAGAACUGGAGGGAACCAACAAACCUGCAGGCCAAACUGCUGAAACAUCAGAGCUUUGAGGCCGAGAUCCUCGCUAACCGCUACAGAAUCGAUGCACUGACAAAGGAGGGAGAGAAGCUGCUGGAGUCUCGUUCAGCUGAACUGAAGAUCCGACCUCGCCUCAGAGAGCUGACGGACAGCUGGGACGCUCUCAUCAAACACUGCAAGGAGAAGAAAACCAGACUGCAGGAGGCCUACCAGGCGCUGCAGUUCCAGCGCUCCCUGGACGACAUGGAGCAGUGUGUGCGCUCCGUGGAGAGGGAGCUGACCAACGAGGACUUUGGGAGCGACCUGCCGUCCGUCAACAGACUGCUGAAGGCUCUGCAGGGGCUGGAGGAGGAGGUGGACGGACACAGGGAGAGAAUCCAGGCUCUGGUUGAAACAGCAAAUAGCUUUCACUCUCAGGGGAACUUCCUGGCUGAGGAGAUCCAGAUCAGAGUCUCACACACCAUCAACAGGUACAACAAUCUGGCCGAGCCUCUUCAGAACCGAAGGGACACCCUGGAGGCCUGGCAGGUCCUGUUCCAGUUCUACAGAGACGUGGAGGAUGAGGUGUCCUGGCUGGGGGACAGAAUGCCCUCCAUCACCGCCAAAGACUGGGGGAGCUCGCUGAGCGGCACCCAGCAGCUGCUCCACAAACAUCAGGCUGUGACGCAGGAGAUCUCAGGCCGUGCCCCAUUGGUCCAGGCAGUCCAGGAGGCGGGGCAUAGUCUGGUCCGAGCUCGCCACUUUGCGUCUCACGACAUCAGAGAGCGUCUGGAAGAGCUGAAGAGUCUCCAUGAGGAGCUGCAGAGGGAGGCGGAGAGGAAGGGGAAGCUGCUGCAGGAGGCGCUUAGCAUCCACACCUUCCUCGGCGAGGUGUCUGAGCUCCAGCUGUGGAUGGAGGAGCAGCAGACAGGUUUGGAGUCUAAGGACUGUGGGAGGAGCGAGGAGGCGACGGAGGCUCUGCUGAGGAAGCUGGACUCGGUGGACGUGGAGCUGGAGAACCAGAGGAGGAAGGUGGAGAGACUGCAGGAGGGCGGAGCCUCUCUGCAGCACCUCGGACAUCCCAACAGCCACCUGGUCUCUGAGUCCCUCCCUGACAUCCUGGAACGCUUCGAGACGCUCCUCCGACUCUCUGCCGCUCGUCGAGCUGCUCUAGAGGACCAGUUCCGCCUCUAUGUGUUUGAGAGAGAAGCCAAAGAACUACAAACAUGGCUGACCUCAAAGAAGACCCUUUCAGAGUCCAAAGACAUCGGACAAGACCUGGAGGAUGUAGAGGUUCUCCAGAAGAAGCUGGAGGUCCUGGUGUCUGAGAUGUCCGGUCUAGGUCGCAGUCGGCUGACCUCCGUGCAGCAGCUGUGCAGAGGCCUGCAGCAGGACGAUCAGGCCAGGAGGAGGGACGACGCCCUCAGCAGCCUGUGGGAGGACCUGAACAGCAGCAUCAGGACCAGGGAGCAGGAUCUGCAGUCGGCGAGGGAGGUUCAUCAGUUUAAUCACGAUGUGGACGAGCUGAAGGGCUGGAUGGCCGAGAAGGAGGCUGUGCUGGACUCGGAGGACCAGGAGCACGACCUGCACUCCAUCCAGACUCUGCUGAGACAACACGAGGCCCUGGAGAGGGACCUGGCUCUGAUCUCAGAGGAGGUGAAGAGGAGCAGAGAGGAGAGCCGGUCUCUGAGCAGACGUCAGCCUCAGGCCCGACCCGCUGUGACUCAGAGGCUGGAGGAGCUGGAGGUCUGCUGGACCAAAAUCCAGGACAAGGCCUCUCAACGCCGGGCCAGGCUGGGCCAGGCUGAAGACGUGCAGAAAUACUUAUCAACCCUGACUGAACUUGUGGCCUGGCUGAAGAAGAUGCUCUCUUUGGUGCGAGGAGAAGCUCUCAGCGUGGAGGGAGCAGACCUGGAGCAGCUCAUCAAAAAACACGAGGAGUACCGCAUCCAGAUGGACCGACAGCUCAGCAAAUCCCAGGCCGUGAAAGAGGAGGGGAGGCGUCUGAUAGAGGAUGGGAACUUCAUGUCCAAAGAGGUGGAGGAGCGAGUGUUUGAGCUGGAGGAGCUGGAGGUGCAGCUGCAGAAGGUCUGGGAGGAAACGAAGCUGCUGUACGAGGAGGAGCUGGAGAUCGCGCUCCUGCAGAGGGAGCUGGAGCAGGCGGAGCGCUGGCUGAGCUCCUACGAAAACACGCUGAUGGCCGAGGACUACGGGGACUCUGUGUCAGACGUCAUGGAGCUCCUGAAGAGGCAGGAGGACUUGGAGGCCAUGAUUCAGGCGCAGAGCGACCGCUUCAUCGCGCUGCAGAAGAAGAAGACACAGAGGGAGAGGAGGCUGAACCUUCAUGGCACUGAGGAUCUGGACCACGAGGACAGGAAACCUCCAGCCAGGGUUUCGUCUCUGAUGAGGAAACCUUCAGAUCCACACACCCCGAGGAUCUCCCCCAGAGACGUCAUCCGUAGAGUCAGCAGCGGCAGGACGGACAGAGCGACCCGACCCUCUGUGCUGGACAGGAAAACCAGUCUCACAGCUUCGGCUACUUCUACACCCGGUCCCUCGCUCCACCCGGACUUGGACUCAGGGAGACGCUUCAGUGCCAGGAAGAAGACCGAAGAGGAGUCCAGCAGCUCCUCUGAUAGUCCCAGCUCAAGCCCGACUCUGAAGUCCAGGAGAAGUCGAUCCAGGCGCUCCGUGUCUCCAAAACGUCCUCAGUCUACUCCGCCUAAACCUCCCUCCGCCCCUCAAACCUCCGUCACCUCUCCAUCCAAACAUUCCCCUGAGGACGAGCCUCGUCCCAGACCCAGAUCCAAACCUCCUCUAGCUCCAAAACCUAGAAUCCCCUCUCCAGACCGCCCCUCUACACCACCUGACUCUCCUCCACCAAUCAGAGCUCUCGUUGCUCCCACUAACCCUCCUCCUCCUCCUCCAUCUGUCGCGAAGAGAUCCUCUCUUCCUCCAUCACCACCUUCUCCAAGAAAACACCUUCCUGAUUCUCCACCUGACGCCCCGCCUGCUGCUCCAAUCACAGAGGAGGACCCGGCAUCAGCUGACCUCGCUCCUCCAAUCAGAGAGCUGCUUCCGUCUCCUCCACAGCGACGGAGGAGGUUAGAGGAUCUCCCAGAGGAGGAGCCCGGCCUGCCCAGCUCCAAACCAGAACCAGAACCAGAACCAGAGGUAAAAACAGCUCAGCCAAUCAGGAUGGAGGGGACGCUGGAGAUCAAACUGAAACAAGGAGGGAGCAAGGGUCAGGAGCACUGGGAGGAAGUGUUUGCUGUCCUGGAGAGAGAGACGUUCAGCCUGUUCAACGACAGAGCAGCUGCUGCAGAGAGGACCUCUAGGUGGCCUCCUAUCAGCAUGGUUGGAGCAGUUUGCAGAGAGAACGUUUACUACAGGAGGAAGGAGCACACCUUCAAACUCAUACCGGAGGAUGGCAGCCAGUACCUGUUUGCAGCAUCCAGCAGAGACCUCCAGCUGCUCUGGAUAAAGAAACUCCAGAACGUCCCUGAAUCUGCCAGCAGCGACUCAGACGACUCAGGAAGAGCGUCUUCAGUCAACCUGAGUCUGGAGAAGUUGGCCGAGGCUCCGGACGAGCCGUCCUCGCCCCGGAGACCCGAGAGCCUGGAGAGACAGUCGUCCGCCGAGGGGACGCCUCCUCCGAAACCCCCCCACACGUACUACAACAGACACCGCUUCCACGAGGACGAGGAGGACCGGACCUCAGGAACUCUGAGCCAUCAAGUCCAGCCCCCUUCUGCAUCUCCUCCUCCGCCUCAGGACGCCCCCAUGGCGUCUGACGACAACCUGAGCAAGUCCAGGAGGAAUGUCUUCAGGAAGUUCUUCAACAAGAAGUAGAACGUUUGGACUUAAUGACCCGACCUGAGGACAGAGGAGCGGGUCCUGGAGCCUUAUCCUUAAAUUCAAAGUGCUUUAUUCAACGUGUUCACAAAGUGCUCUACAGGAAAUACACAGGACAUAUAAUCUCAAUCAUUCUUCACUUUAAUCAAACAUUUAAACCCUCAAUCCAAAGUCCAGGUUUACUUGAUUUAACAUUUUUCAUUAGCUGUCAUUUAAUCCUCAAAACACUGACUUCCUGUCGCAGCAGGAGUUAAAGUCCUAGGCCUUAACCUAGUCUGCUCUAACGUGGACGAGUCAGACCGGUCAGGGUGUCCAUGCUGAAACCCUGUCCUCCUCUGAAAGCUCCUACGAUGGAGGAGGACCACCUAGAUCUCAGUCCAGUCCAGGAUCUGAAGGACGAGCGUAGUCUGAUUCAGGACUUAAAGGAUCUGCUGCUGACGUCUCAGAUACCUCAGAUACUCUGACUCCAAAUGUGCCGCAUGUCAACGCCCACUGUGAGGAUAUUUUGGCUUCUGUUUUGUGCAAGAGGAUGAGGAGACACGCCGUCCAUCUUUUUAUCAACGGCAGAAAAAGAAAGAACAGUCUUGCAGAUCUCUGUCCAGACUUCUGCACCAAAGCUCCACGUUGGAUGGAUGUGGAUCAGCAGGAGAUCUCCCUCUGCUGAAACAUCCUCCCUCACGUUCAUCAAGCCCUGAUGACCUAAAACUGUUUGAAGUGACUCCAUGUGAAGAGUUUUCCUGUAAAAUACGACAAUCCAAACAAAUUUGCGACAUUUAGGGAGCAGAAAAGCGUCCUGCAGAUAUCGAUGCUCGGUGUUUUCACAGAUCUUCAAAAGGAUGAACUUCCACUAAUGAUUCUGUGUUUUUGUUUAUUUAUUAAUGAGGAGAGAAAUCCAAACAUCUUCAGACUCAUCCUCUCCUCCAUUCAAUCAGAUCAAUCAGCCAAUCAUUAAACCACGGCGUCACAUUAAGACCUCAGAGUUCAAAUUAAAGUCAUUGAGGUGUUUGAGAGAGCGUCUUUCAGAGGAACAGAUCCUGAAUCAUAAACAUGUUUCUGCUCGUCACACCAACACAGUCUCAGUUAUGUGUCAUUAAACUUCCUGUAUUGAUGAUAAUCUGCUUAAUUUGAUUGAUUCUGUAACGUCUUUAGAUUAAAGACUUCCACGUGUCAGCGCUGACUUCCUCAUCCUC